This is a messenger RNA of Trichechus manatus latirostris (Florida manatee), 7824 nucleotides long. It is a transcript of the gene ATF7IP, whose product is annotated as activating transcription factor 7 interacting protein. The record is from RefSeq and is a predicted model, not a curated record. Lineage: Eukaryota; Metazoa; Chordata; Mammalia; Sirenia; Trichechidae. The transcript is spliced from 15 exons. Gene Ontology annotation, cellular component: transcription regulator complex; nucleus. Gene Ontology annotation, biological process: regulation of DNA-templated transcription. Bases 1902 to 5702 code for a protein of 1266 amino acids. Gene Ontology annotation, molecular function: transcription coregulator activity; protein binding.
ACCAGUGGCUCCGCGGGAGAAAGAUGUGGCAGUCUGCUUCUGUAGAGAUUUACAACCUAGGAAACCCUAUGGGGUCGCUGCUAUGAGUCAGAGUUGGCUUGUCGGCAGUGGGUGUAUAGGAACAUGUCAUUUGCAAAAAGGGAUAGUUUUACUUCCUCCUUACUGAUUUGGAUAUCUUUUAUUUCUUUUUCUUGACAAAUUGCUCAGGCUAGGACUUCCAGAAUAGAAGGUUGAAUAGCAGUGGCUAGAGUGGGCAUCCUUGUAUUGUUCCUGAUAUUAAGGGGAAAGCUCUCAGUCUUUCUCCAUUGUGUAUGGUGUUCCCUGUGGGGAUCAAAAUUUCAAGAGCAUGAUUUGCUCCUGUUUUGUCCAAGGACUUGUUGUGAAAGCAGCUGUUAAGACUUCUGGUGUCCUUGGUUGUUGAUUUUUGUUUUUAAAUUGGUUUGGUGAUCCUCCAUUUUUACAUUCUGAUACCCCAGGUAGCAAUAUCCGUUGGUUGAUGACAGGCAGAGGGGUUAUUUGUUGACUUGUCAAAUGCUAUCAUCACUGAAUAAUUUUCUGAAUUUGUGAGUACUAGGUGAACGUAGAGCAGAGUUCAUCAAUUAGUAUUUUAAACAAGAUGGUAGGAUAGCUGUUAACAGGGCUUUUAUGUGAAUUGAGGGAAGAACCAUAGCAUAGUAGAAUUGAAGAAUUGUGAACCUGGGCUUUGGGUCCUCAAGUAAUUAAUAUUGCCAGUGUUUUGUGAGUGACAGAGAACGUGGUGAAAACCUUUGUGAGAUAUAACAGAAUAUUAAAAGUAGUGAUUGUAUAUUAAAAUUUUAGAAAAAUAAUGGAUGAUUAGCAGACAUGACAAGAUAGCCAUUAUUUAAGAUAAAAAUGAAAAACUUGAUAUAUUAAAUUCCAGCAAGCAGAUGUCAAAGUUGGUGAACCAGGUUCAGCCAUCUAAUGGCUAGUAAACAGUGAAAACAGAUUUUCAGCAUUUAUUGUGCAAGGAACUAAUUAUCCUUUAUGAUUUUGUUUUCAGGAAUAUCACAGAAUUCUCAAGCAAAAUUUAGCAGUGCAAAAUAAAAUCACAGUUUCAGCUGAGGAUGAGGUGUGUGUGUUGGGGGAGGAGCGUAAAGAAUCCAAUAAUAGCUGCAUUCUAAAGAGGCUAGGAAUCAUCAGCAUAGGAAAAAUAAUAGUAUGCCACUGUUAGUCAGGCCUACUGACUAAUAUUUAGUUAAGCCAUUAAACUGAAACUUAAAUUUGAAUAAAAAUUAUUUUCAGCAUUACAUUAUUCAGAAAAAUGUUACAUUAAUGUCAGUUAACACAUGAAUGUAACUGGAGUGCUUGUGUAAAAGAUAGAAGUGCCAAGUCUACUUAAAUAAUUUUGCUUAAAGUUUUUCAAAUUUUUGUUAAAUUUAUUUUUAAGUAUAGUUCAUCAGAUAGUCAUAACUUUGAACUUAAUGUAGUGUUUGUGUGCGUAUGUAUGCUUUUUGAUCCAACAAUCCUGGUACUUCCUGUUUUUAUUAUUCAAGGCUGUUUUUGAAAAGCAGUACAGACCAGACCUUAGUUUACUUAAUAAUAAUAAUAAAAUACAAACACCACAGACUGUAGUUCAAACAAAGAAUCUAGGGAUAUAUUACUAGUAAGUCUCCAUUUCAUUGUUCACUCUUUGUUUUCACACUCAGUUUGGAUUCUUGGUAGAACACUUGCCCUCAUCUGCUUCCCUUGUUGCUGGGCAAGGUUUGUGUUGCUCUUGUCUGAUUGGUUUUAAGCAGCUACCUCUUUGAGCCAAUCAGACAGUGAAUUUCACUUCUCUCAGAGGACUGAAGCACUGAAGCAGCUGCUGAUUUUAUUUUUCCUAUGGGGAGAUUAUAUAAAUUUUAGAGCAUGACUGCAGCAAGCUCCCUCUUGGAUUCAAAAUGGAUAGUAUAGAAGAACCUCAGAAAAAAGUCUUCAAGGCUCGAAAAACGAUGAGAGUGAGCGAUCGUCAACAACUUGAAGUAGUGUGCAAGGUCAAAGAAGAACUGUUGAAGGCUGAUGUCAAGCUGUUAAAUGGCAACCAUGAAAAUGGAGAUUUGGACCCAACUUCACCUUUGGAAAAUAUGGAUUAUAUUAAAGACAAGGAAGAGGUGAAUGGCAUCGAAGAGGUUUGUUUUGACCCUGAAGAAAGUAAAACAGAAUGGAAGGAAACGCCCUGUAUCCUAAAUAUUAAUGUUAAAAACAGUCAGAAUGAUGAUUUAAGUAGUGAACCUUUAUUUUCUAAUAAUAAAACUCCUGAACCAGCCUCUCAGAUGACUUCUGAACCACCUUCUGGUGUUCCGGCCUCUAACGAUCUGAACUUUGGAGAUUCGGCCUCUGGAAUACUGGCCUUACCUGUUCCUGCCUCUAGUGGUCCCACUUCUGGUGAUCCCACCUCUGAUGAUCGCACCUCCAGUGAUCCCAUCUCUGGUGAACCUGCCUCCAGUGAACCUGCCUCCAGUGAAUCCGCCUCUGGUGAACCCACCUCUGUUGAAUCUGCCUCUGGUGAACCUGCCUCUGGUGAACCCGCCUCUGAUGAACCCGCCUCUGAUGAACCUUCCUCUGAUGAACCCACUUCCGGUGAUCUGGCCUCUGAUGAUCCAGCCUCUGGUGAUCUGGCCUCUAGUGAUUUGCCGUCUGGUGAUCUGUCCUCUGGACCAUCAGCCGCUAGCGGACCGAUCUCUGAUGAACUGGCCUCUGAUGAACCAGCCUCUGAUCAACCAACCUCUGGAACACUGGUUUCUGAUGAUCAAACAGCCUUUGAACCAAGUACUAUACCAGUUUGUGAAGCAGUUCCUGAAACUACAGAGCCUAGUAGCAAUAAAGAUGAUGAUUUUCUUGAAAAUAAUAGGGAUGAUGAAAAGUUAGACCAAAUUCAAAGUAAGGACUCAUUUGAAGAGAAAAAUAAUGGUGAUAGUAAUACUGAUGCUAAUGAAGAAACUCCAAAAACAGAUGAAACAACUAUUUGUUCAAAUCUACCUCCUGAAAAUGAAAAGAAGGUAGAGGAAGAUGGUAUCCUAGAGCUUGCUCUUGGAGAAGAGGCUAUAUCUAGUAGUAUGGAACUUGAUCAAGGUGAAAAGAAUGAAGAUGAAAAUUCUUCAGACCUUGCAGAAACCAUUAAUGAAAAUGUUAUAGAAGAUGACAAAAAUGAGAAUAUAUUAGAAAACACAGAUUCCAUGGAGACAGAUGAAAUUAUUCCUAUUUUGGAAAAGCUUGCACCUGCUGAAGAUGAACUUACUUGCUUCUCUAAAACGUCUCUCCUUCCAAUUGAUGAGACAAAUCCAGAUUUGGAAGAAAAAAUGGAAGGUUCUUUUGGAUCACCAUCUAAACAAGAAAGUAGUGAGAGUUUGCCAAAAGAAGCCUUUUUGGUCCUCUCUGACGAAGAGGAUAUUUCAGGUGAAAAAGAUGAGUCUGAAAUUAUAUCACAAAAUGAGGCAUGCUCUCCAGCAGAAGUAGAAGGAAAUGAAAAGGACAGCAAACCUGAGGAAGACGAGCAAGUAAUACCUGAAGAAGAUGAAAGACCUUCUGAGAAAAAUGAAUUUUCAAGAAGAAAACGUUCUAAGUCAGAGGACAUGGACAAUAUACAGUCCAAACGCCGUCGAUACAUGGAAGAAGAAUAUGAGGCAGAAUUUCAAGUAAAGAUUACAGCCAAAGGAGACAUUAACCAGAAACUACAAAAGGUUGUGCAGUGGUUGCUGGAAGAAAAAUUGUGUACACUACAGUGUGCUGUAUUUGAUAAGACUUUGGCAGAAUUGAAAACACGAGUGGAAAAGAUUGAAUGUAACAAGAGGCAUAAAACAGUUCUUACUGAACUACAGGCCAAGAUAGCCAGGUUAACCAAACGGUUUGGAGCAGCCAAAGAAGAUCUUAAGAAAAGACAAGAAAAUCCACCAAACCCACCUGUAUCACCAGGAAAGCCUGCAAAUGAUAUCAGCAGUAAUAGUAAUGUACCCUACAGAAACACAGGCACAGUGAGACAGAUGCUGGAGUCCAAAAGAAAUGUAAGCGAGAGUGCACUGCCAUCCUUUCAAACCCCUGUGAAUACAGUAUCUUCAACCAGUCUUAUCACUCCUCCAACAGUUGUCAGUAGUCAACCUAAACUGCAGACUCCAGCAACCUCGGGUUCUCUGACAGCAACAUCAGUUCUUCCUGCACCCAACACAGCUACAGUAGUUGCUACUACUCAGGUGCCUAGUGGAAAUCCCCAACCUACAAUCUCUUUACAGCCUUUGCCAGUGAUUUUGCAUGUGCCUGUUGCUGUAUCCUCCCAGCCUCAGCUUCUGCAGAGCCAUCCAGGGACUUUAGUGACCAAUCAACCUUCUGGCAACGUUGAAUUUAUUUCUGUGCAAAGCCCACCUACAGUGAGUGGUCUGACCAAAAAUCCAGUAUCUUUGCCAUCUUUGCCAAACCCCACUAAACCAAACAACGUUCCUUCUGUGCCCAGUCCUAGUAUUCAAAGGAACUCUCCUGCUGGUGCCGCACCAUUAGGAACAACACUUGCUGUACAGGCUGUUCCAACAGCACACUCUAUUGUACAAGCCACAAGGACUUCUUUACCCACAGUAGGCCCAUCAGGACUCUAUAGUCCAUCAAAUAAUCGAGGUCCUAUACAGAUGAAAAUUCCAAUUUCUGCUUUUAGUACUUCAUCUCCUGCAGAACAGAGCAGCACUGCCACCCCAAGAGUUGAAAACCAGACAAACAAAACCACAGAUAAUUCUGUUAAUAAGAAAGCAGCUGAUAGUACAUCACAGACUGGGAGAGCCACAGCCAGUGAUUCCGGCGGUGUCAUUGAUCUCACAAUGGAUGAUGAAGAGAGUGCAACUUCACAAGACCCUAAAAAACCAAAUCACACUCCUGUAUCAACGAUUGGUUCUUCUCAGCCUGUGACUCGGCCGUUGCAACCCAUUCAGCCAGCACCCCCUCUUCAGCAAUCUGGGGUGCCAACGAGUGGACCAUCUCAGACAACGAUACACUUACUACCUACAGCUCCAACCACCGUGAAUGUAACACAUCGUCCAGUAACUCAGGUUACCACAAGACUCCCUGUACCAAGAGCUCCUGCAAACCACCAAGUUGUGUAUACAACUCUUCCGGCCCCACCAGCUCAGGCUCCCCUGCGAGGAACUGUCAUGCAGGCUCCUGCUGUCCGGCAGGUUAAUCCUCAAAACAGUGUCACAGUUCGAGUGCCUCAAACAACUACGUAUGUUGUAAACAGUGGACUAACGCUGGGAUCAGCGGGACCCCAGCUCACAGUACAUCACCGACCACCACAAGUGCAUACUGAGCCCCCACGCCCUGUGCACCCAGCACCCUUACCAGAAGCCCCACAACCACAGCGUCUGCCCCCCGAAGCUGCCAGCACAUCUCUGCCUCAGAAGCCACACUUGAAGUUGGCACGAGUUCAGAGUCAAAAUGGCAUUGUACUGUCAUGGAGUGUCCUGGAGGUGGAUCGAAGCUGUGCCACUGUUGAUAGCUACCAUCUCUAUGCUUAUCAUGAGGAACCCAGUGCCACUGUGCCCUCACAGUGGAAAAAGAUUGGGGAAGUCAAGGCACUUCCUUUGCCCAUGGCAUGUACUCUUACUCAGUUUGUAUCUGGCAGCAAGUACUACUUUGCAGUACGAGCCAAGGAUAUUUAUGGACGAUUUGGACCUUUCUGUGAUCCUCAGUCAACGGAUGUGAUCUCUUCUUCCCAGAGCAGUUAAACCUUGGAGCCUUUAUCUCUGUUCCUCUUUCGAAAGUUCCACUUUUUGGUCUUGUUUUUAAUCUUGUGCAUGAUACCCACUGUAAAAUCAGCGUUCUGCAAGAGUUCUUGGACAGAUGUGUCUAUACACUACAUUUGUUUUUAACCAAAAGUAAAAUAAACUCAGCCUAUAAAGCAAGAAUCUAUUUUCCUGGACAAUUCAGGCUUCAAGGUUUUGAAAUGUAAAUGUGCACCUUGCUUUUAGUUUUGAGGCUGGGGAAUAUUUGUGGGUGUUUGUGUGUGUUUUCCUUAUUUACAUGUUUCUCGCAGUGGAAUCUUCCACUUUCAUUCUCAAAUUUACCUCUUUUCCAGCGAAGUAGAUCAGAGGAUCUGAGGUAUGUAACUGGCAUGAUACAAUUCUGCUUCUGAGGGAUCUGUAGGAUCAUAGUGAAUGAUUUAAACUGAAUCUAAACAAAACCCAAAGAAAGAAAGAAAAAGAAAAAUGGCUAAAUAGUUUAAAAUAGGUUAAUUUGAACACAGGAAAGGAUCUGUUCAUCUUUCUUUUGUCUCUACUGGGUUGUUUAUUAGGUGAAAAAGAUCUCAGCGGCCCCUCCUUUUCCUCAUUGGAUGUUUUAAAUUUAUUUUGUGCCUUAAAGACUGACUACAAAAAUAAACACGGCCAUAUGUCCAUUGUUGUUUACUCUUCCCUCUCAGCCUUUCACCUUCAUUCCUCCCCCAUCUCCAGCCAAUAUACCCUUAGCCCCACAAGUAAUUUUUAACCCAAGGCUUAUAUAUAUAUAUUCUCACCUGUGGUAUCAUUAGAUUUAACUUCAAAAGUUUGACUUGCUGUUUUCUUCUGUAAGAAUAUGGAUGCUUUUGUUUUUGGUCACUAUUUAAAUUGACUCUGUGUAAAGUGAACGAAGAGAAAACCAGAUUGUGUAAGAAACUUCUCCUUCACACAUGUUUUACUAUCCAUGUUGUAUAGUGUGCUAGAGAUUAUGAAAGAAAUUUCAGUUCACUUUAUCAUCAAAACCUAGUGUUCUUUCAAAGGAAGAAGUGAUAAAAUUCACAAAGUACAGUAAACUAAAAUAUCAAAAGGAGAGCUCAAUGUCCUCUUUAUUCUCUCAUCAAUUUUCCUGUUUUAACCUUUAAACUUUGUUUUGAUGGUGCCAAAUUGAAUCUCAUUUACCCUGUGACAGCUUUGAAUAGAGAUUAAAGUGUACCCUUUUGGGUCAUUUUCUGUAACAAUUAGAUAUAAACUCUUGUGUAACUCCAUUCCUCUUCAAAGUUAAUAGAAUUCAGCGUAGAUCAUGGAUUUUCAACGAGUGCCAGUUAGACUGGUUAUCAGCUCAGUGUUGAAGUGUAGAUAGUUUAGUACAGGAAGGCUGGGUAAGUUCGGGGAUGAGGGUAUGAUUGGGAAUGUUUUUAAAAGAAUUAAUGGAGUUUGUGAAAUAACUUUUCACGUCAUCUGCCUCUUGCCAUAUUUGACUUCAUAUUCCUACUUUCUCAAAUUAGUCAUUUUUUUCCUGGAAUUAACAGGAGGGAGGUAUCCCUCCUAUUAGUGCUGUUUUGUUUGCAGCUUUGAUUUUGUAAUAGGAAUUAUUCUGGUUGUAAAGUUCUCUUUAGAGAAAGUUUACUUUCACUGAAGGUCAUGUACUGUCAUCUUAGUUGUGAAGUUUGAUGCUGAAGAAGGCCUACAGAUUGCCAAAAUGUCAGUGCUCUGAAACCUUCCUUUCACUUUCUGAAAAUGAGACCACAAUGAUCAUUAGGUUUUGACGACUCAAAUUUGCCAACCAACUAUGUAGAUGUUACUCAAUUCUAGGACUGAUUUUAAUGAUGAUGGUAAAGAAGUUGUCAAUGUCAUGACAGUGGACAUUUCAAAAUGGAGAAAUUGAUGAUCUCCUGGAUGUAUAUGAACACCUGUCUAUAUCUGCAUGUAUAUACAUUCUUACCUACAAUGGUUUCAGUGUGGAUUAUGUGUUCAAGAUGAUUCCUGUGUACAGAAUUAUUAGAAAGCCCAUGUUCAAAAUUGUUCUGUAUUGGCCUGUUCUAUGGUCACGUGACAACUAUUUGCUUACCUAGCCUAGAAAAAGUUCCCUUGAUAAAUGUUUAUGUUCAUUAAUCCUUAAAAAAAAAAAAAAAAA